This is a messenger RNA of Meloidogyne enterolobii, 580 nucleotides long. NCBI's taxonomy places the organism in Eukaryota, Metazoa, Nematoda, Chromadorea, Rhabditida, Meloidogynidae. The record is from the annotation of a GenBank genome assembly.
UCGACCGACAACGCCCACUAUCGUGUGAAGCCCGUCUUUGGGUUUGUUGAAGCUGGCGGUGCAGGCCAACUUGAAGUGACUCGACUGGUAAGCUAGCCCCGCUUCCCCUAAAAAUGCCUCCAAAAAUUUUUUUUAUUUUCCCUUUCCAGGCUGGUCCACCGAGCAACGACGAUCGACUGGAAAUCCUCUUCUUGCCUGUUGAUGCUGACACUCCUGACCCAAAGGCACCAUUCUCUGCGGGAACUUCACCUGCCUUCGUUCUUGAUGUGCCCUUGAUUGCUCAGUAGUAAAGCGGCGACAACAACACAACAUGAAGGAAGAAGAAGGGAAAGGAUUAGUUAGUUAGUCUCUCUCUCUAAAAACGUUGAUUCUUCUGUAUAUAUAAUCCAUAUAUUUGUUUGUGUAUAUUUGUUGGCCAUAUAAUCAACCCAAAUUCAUAUUGUAUAUAUUCUUUUGUUGUUGAUAUUUUUUCCCUCAAAAACCUUCUAAUUGUUGUAUAUAUGUGUGUAGAUAAAUGUUGAUUUUUGUAGUUAAGAGUUUGUUCAUAAAGGUAAGAUGUUAGGCCAAAGACUUGGAAAAA